UUUCAAGCAACAGAUCUUCUGUGGAUACAUAACUAAAAAAAAACUUGCACGACAAGUGCAAAUUAAUGUAUGCAGAUUUGACUAACAAUGCGCAAGCUAUUCACAGAGAUGGUUAGGAAAUGCAGAUAUUGCAGGUGGGGCACGCGAUAGCAAUUUUCAAACUUCAGUCACUUUCUGUAUAAACUGCUCGAAACAUCACAUAGAGUCCAACAUUGGCAGGAUCCAAAUUUUUAUUCAAAUAAAGGAAGAAGAUACACACUUUCGAGAAUGAAAUUUUCAAUAACCGCAUUUUUAGUAGGAAUAUUCUAUUUAUGUGAAGGAUCAGAAAAACCAAGAAAAUUCGUAAUAGACACGGACGCUGGAGGUGAUGAUGCAUUAGCUAUUAUUUUAGCAUUAAAAUAUGAAGGAAUUCAUAACAAAGAAAUUGAAAUAAUUGCAAUUACCUGUACCUAUGGCAACACCGAAGAAAAAAAUGUUGAAACGAACGUUUUAAAAAUUUUAACCACUGCUCAAAGAAGUGAUAUUCCUGUUUACGGAGGGGCAGAAAAAUCUCUAAUACGUGAAUUUAAAGGUACCAAGUUUUUUGGAAAUGAUGGAUUUGGCGACUUUAAAUUCGAGGAAGAAAUCACAGCUGAAAUACAUCAAUCUAAAUAUGCAGCUCUGGCUCUAAUAGAAAUGGUGAAGUCCAAUCCAGGAGAAGUCAGUAUAAUUGCUCUUGGACCACUGACGAAUAUAGCAUUAGCAAUAAAACUCGAUUCAACUUUUAUUCAAAACGUGGAUGAAAUGAUUAUCAUGGGAUCGAGCGUUUCUGGAGUUGGAAAUGAAAGUCCUAAUGUUGAAUUUAAUUUUGCUGCUGAUCCAGAAAGUAAUUUUAUAGUACUCAAUUCUACUUUAAAACCAUGUGUUUUAUUGCCGUGGGAAACUGUCUCAAAUAGAGAAGUGGGAAAGGAUUGGCGAAAUAAUGUUUUUGGGAAACUGAACUCUUCAAUGGUGAGUUUCUUGAAUAAAGCAGAAGCAAUUGGUAUCGCCAAAUUAUCCACUUGGUCAGAAGUAGAUGCUGUAGCUAUUGCUAUAAUACUUUGGCCUAAUAUGAUAAAAAAAUUUCUCAUCACAAAUGUUACGCCAGUAUAUGAUGGUGCGGCAAGAGGAUCAGUUCUUGUUGAUUAUUGGAAUGUAACUGGAAAGCCACACAAUGCAAAAAUAAUUCAAGAAUACGACUUGGAACUUUUCAAGGCAAAAUUAUUGCAGUAUUUUUCUGAUCUCUAAAGAAAUGUUCUAAGAAUUCUUCAAACUUGAUAUUAGCUUAAGAGUGCAGCUCGGCUCUCACAUUUGAGAGCUGAGCUGCGCUCACAAGCCAACUUCACGGUGGCUCUAAUCUGUUCCCAGAUAAUAGCACUGAAAAUUUUCUUUGAAGCACUACGAAAAAUUGACAAAAAAAUGUUUUUCGUUUUGUUUUGAUUUUAAUGCUGUUUAUAAUAAACAAAGCAUUUUCUUCUAUCUUUAAACAGUAGUUUUAUAACAAAAAAAAAAACAAAUUUUUAUCAAGCUGAAUUAUCCAAAACCAAAUAAUUUUUAAAAAAAGUAAUUGAAUCCUAGACCAAAUAGA
Belonocnema kinseyi is the source of this 1606-nucleotide messenger RNA. Its product is annotated as probable uridine nucleosidase 2. NCBI's taxonomy places the organism in Eukaryota, Metazoa, Arthropoda, Insecta, Hymenoptera, Cynipidae. Gene Ontology annotation, molecular function: hydrolase activity, hydrolyzing N-glycosyl compounds. The record is from RefSeq and is a predicted model, not a curated record. The transcript has 7 exons. Bases 268 to 1266 code for a protein of 332 amino acids.